UUAGAAGUCGCGCGUUGUUUAUAAAAGCUGCGUUAAAAAACUAGGCUGCAACGUAGUAGCAUAUGGAUUCAUAACUGGCACAGGUGUUUCCGUAAUUACGAUCGUGUUCGCAGAAUACAUCGUGACAUGUCGGCGAACUUCAUAAGCCGACGUUGCAAGCUUCGUUGCGAUAGAAUCGCAGUGUGUGCCAUAGUUGGUAAAUCGAUGUACACACGCAGCUCGCGUCUCUGUUUAUUCUUCGCUCAUCCGUCUCUUUUCUCUUCUCUAAUCCACCGAUCGUGCCAUUUUUUUCACCAUUUUCUUUUUGCUUCCCUUACAUUUUGCUAUCCACUGUGCUACCUUCCUUUCUGCGUUCCCUGUACUCUGUCAUUUUGCGUCCCUUGCAACCACUUGAAGAAACAUCCCCCUUCAGUGUCCAUUCCUUUACAUUAUUUUCCUCCUUCUCAACUUUUAUCGCAACAUUUUUCCUUAUUCCGCUUCAAAUUUACCCUUUUUAGUCCUGUGACCUGUCUUCGCCGCUUUAUCUACCUUUCUCCACCGAGUCGUAUCCGCAACACAAUAUCCCGUCCUUCCAGUUGCUCGUUUCACUUUCCUUCGUCUUCUCCCUCACAUUCUUUUCCACAUUCUUCCAUUUCAUUCAUUUCUUCGCCUACACGCAUACACACGUAUAUCAAUCCUGCGCAACACCUUGUACCACCUUAUACCAUCUUCCUCCAGCGGGACUUCUUUGCUUUAUCGCACAAUCCACUAUUCUUAACCCCUCUACCCGUCGAUCGCGGUUUCAUUCUCACCCUUCCACCCUCUCCCGUCUAUCCAACGUUUCCCACAUUCCCUUCUCCCUUCUUCUAACCCUUCCUCGCUGUACAUCCUCAACCCCUGUACGCCGCCACCCCCACCAAAUGAACGAGAGCGCCGGCCCGAAAGCCUCGGUUGAGUCAAGCUCCGGCACGGUUCAGGCGAGUUCAGUCGCGCCAUUCGGCCGUGGUGUUCACGUGCCAUCGCAAGCUUGCAAUACGUCUGUCGUUUCGUCGACCAUAAGAACGGAAAAACAUACCAAAAGAGGGAAGGGAAACGGAGAACGAGAAAGAGAGGGAGUGAGGCAAGUGGAUCGCACGCGUUCGAUGUUCCCGCUCGGAGAGGCCUGCCACGAUCGCAAGAAUGCCUAAUGAAAACGCGCCAGUGUGCGGGUGCGGAGUUGUGGUCGAUCUGCCAAAAUCACGAAGUGGCGCCCUGUCCUCGAGGAAGCUUACGAUCAGAAUAUCGAAGUCGAAGGGUAGCAAGUCGGACGGGCGGGCUGCCAAGAAACAACAAGACGACGCUCGUGGGAAGAACAGAAGUUCUGAAACAGGAAGCUGCAGCUCGGUGACAGAACAAGCUAGACCAGUUACGAAAAGUAGCAAACACGAGAAGCGGUUGAAUCACUCGAGGAGAACCCGAAGCGCAGACAGAGCGGAGUCGCACUAUACUUAUAUAGAUUCUGGCUCGAGCAUACUCGGCGGCGGGAUUCGGGAAAACGCUAUAGCGGAGGCGCUGUAUGCCACCAUUCCAGACACGCCGAACGCGAGCGCCAACGAAACCGGAAAUAGUCAAUUAAAUGCGCAAAGUAGAUCGCAACCCGUUUACGCCAUUCCUUCUAUGGUAUCGCCACCGCCCACCUAUGACGUGGCGAUCUCGAAAACGUGGCAGACCGGAUUGCCACCCACCUACGAGGAAUACCUGUGUCACAAAUACGCCAUGAUAUCGCGAUCUCAUACACCACCUCCUCCAUGGUCAGAUUCUACGACAGCGACGACGACACCUACGGCACCGAACGUUCAGACGCGUCGCGAACUGUUGGCCAGUCAGCCCGAACUCAGAGAAUAUUUGGCGCAGUUGUCGCUUUCUCAGAACAACGAGAGAUCCACUGGCCAUCACCACCACCAUCAGGGAACCGUUCUGCGAGAUAGCAGCUACCUCUCGAACCAGCAAGUCUCGAGGGAGCAAGUGAGGACGCAACAACGUCCACGAGCUAUGCCUCCCAGAUCACAAAGCGAGAGCCGUGUGCAGCAGCAAAGAAUCGCGACGAUGUACGAGGAUGGCGCGUUCUGCAUGGAAACGACCGCGUUGCAAUCAGCAUUCGAGAACGGGAUAGCCCUGUGCAGCUUGAUGUAAGCCACAGCGAAGAUCCGCGUAGCGAUCCAGGACGGAACAUAGCCAGAGAAUUGCACCGAUUCGAAAAAUCGAGGCGUCUCUAUUCGCGACCGUUAGAAGAGAAGAAUUUCAUCGUGGAUGCAACGAAGCCCGUCAAGGUUCCGGCGACAAAUCCCUCGAUCGACUUUGGUAUAAUCGAUCACACCCCUCGAUCCCUUUUUCUUUUUUCCUCCUUUUAACUUGCUAUUCCUUUCAUCGUGUCCGGGUAGAAUUAGAAACGUGAAAAGUUUCGAACUAGCACGACUACCGUGAAAUGACCGAUAAUUAAGUGUAACUUUUUCGCUCGACUUUAUCCAGAGGAGAAACAAAAUCGAUGGACGUCCACGAGCACGAAAGGGAUUUCGAAAGUUGGGCGAGCGUUCGGAAUUUUUUAAGGCUAGUUGGAAACUUCCCAGACGGCCGGAAGUCGCCGGAGAUCCUCCAAGUUUUUCCAACCAUGCUGGACUUAAUCUGUUGGAGGAACGUGGGGAAACUUCCGAGAAACCGCCGGGAUCUCGAGGAAACUGUCAACGUUAUCCACGCAAAAAAUCCCGAGAACGCUCGAAACUUUCGAGUUUGCUCUCCGCGACAUCGUCUAGCGCUUCUCCGUCGAAAUUCUGGAUGUUCAUAGAACUCCCGUUGGUGUCUUUGACGGGGAAGACUCUUCGCUAAGGAUGGCUCGACUAGGUGAUCGACAAGUGAGAAAUUUUAGUAAAUCGCUUUGUGUAAAUGCAAAUUUAGUCGACCGGCUUAAUCGAUAGCAACGAGUGCCAGGUAGAAAACCGUAGUCGAAAUCUAAAAAAGUAGGUUUUACUCACCUACGUAUCUAAAUUUUUCUGUUUGUAUACGAAAACUUUACCCAUCACUCGAUCCUUAAUCGACUUUCGACUGAGCUAGCCUAAAUUUUCACUUACACAAAGCGACUUCUUACUUGUCAUUCGACUUACUCAGCCGACUCGUCUGUAGUCACCCUAAAUGAUGAGAUUCUGUGUUCUUCGCAAAAAUCUUUCUUCGAGCAAAUAACCUAGUGUAUGUAACAGGUUGGUUCAUAAGUUGUGCUGUUCUAUUUAUUAGAAAUUUGAUAUGAAGUACCGUCGCUGUUCAUCGUCUUUUGCUAUCCGAAAACUUUAAAUUUUUCUGUACCUAAGCUACCACACCUAUUUGAUAAAAAUAAUAUGUAGAAACUUUUGAUAAAAAUUUCCCCUCUGGAACCUGGAGAGCCAUCUGUUAUACUCUUUUGUCUCGCAGAUUAUAUUCUCAGUUGCAAUUUUUCUUUUUUUAAUUCGAUUACUUGAUGUGAUUUUUCUGUUGCUAUUCCUAAAUAAUUGAAUCGAUACAAUGUAUACGGCAGUAGCAACGCAUGUGUUAAAGAAUGGAUACUAAUUAGGAAAAUCGAAAGUAAUUAUCUAACAAAAUAUAUAAUUUAAUAAGUAGAAAAGAAUACUGCAUUGACAAUUGAUAAUAAACAGAGAGCAGAACUUAUGAAGCGACCAAAUCGAUAUACAUCGUGUUACUUGAUUCUAUUCCAAAGGAUGGUACGAAUCGAAAAUUCCAGAGCUCACAGUACUAUCGCACGACAAUUGCAUUCGCUAUUCACGGAUCACAAGUACGACGGAACGUUUGUAGAUAAUUCAGCUACGAGCAAGCAAUCGACGAAUAAUUUAGAAUGAAGCUCUUACUCGCAGUACUUGACGUCUCAUCUUCGGUAAUCGAUCGAUCGUUCUGUGAACCGAAAACGAAAUAUUUCGCCAUUGCCUUUGUCCUUUCUGGCUAGUCCAGGCCUUUUGUACGCCUAACGAAACGGGAGAAAAGGAAGAAUACCUUUCGUUCCGUGUCUUCUUAUAGCAAUUAAAACCUGGGAAUUCUUACACAAUCGAACUAUUAUUAUUAGUGAAAUUUUACAAAUUGCAAAUUCCAAGUACUAAAUUAAUAUCUAAUUUGAACAAUAUAAUUAAUAAUGCCAUAUUAUUAACGCUGGAGCUACGAAAGUGAUGAGAAUGAUCAGUUCAUAAUUUUUCAAAUUUUAAGGAUUUACAACCAUUUGGGAUAUUAAUAUCUUUUUGUAAAAUGUAAAAGUUCGUUUUCCUCUUCGCAUUAUAAAUAUGUAUUCUUCCAGGUAGCUUUCAUUUUUAUUUCCUCGAUGCAAGCUUCAUACGUUUAACGUGAAUAUAUCGUAUAAAUUCUCUCGUAUAACGAUAAAAAGUUCAAUUGAAUUAAACGAGCGAAGUUCCGCGAAUAAAUUUUA
Molecule: messenger RNA, 4414 nt
Organism: Bombus pyrosoma
Lineage: Eukaryota; Metazoa; Arthropoda; Insecta; Hymenoptera; Apidae
Exons: 5
Coding region: 1159-2151 (330 amino acids)
Source: RefSeq, a predicted model, not a curated record